AUGGUUGAUGAGGCUGGUUGUGUUCAAGAAUCAAGUGACAUGUCUAUUUCAAGUGAUGACGAUGGCAUCCAGCAACAGAAGAAAAGCAGUGUGGAACUUGAACAGGACGACGGUACAGCUGUAGCAGAUGUGUUACUUGAAGAUCCUGAAUUAGGGAUGACAUUUGAUACUGAGAAUGAUGUGCGAGAGUACUACCAAAAUUAUGGUAAAGCAAAAGGGUUUGGUGUGACAAGAAGAAGCUCAAACAGAGAUGAAAAGGGAGAAUUAAAAUACCUUACACUUUGUUGCUCUCGUCAUGGUAAGACUGAGUCCAACUCAAAAAAUAUGUUGAAGCCAAAUCCAACAGCUGGUUUAGGAUGUAAAGCUAAAGUUAAUAUUGUUCGUGGUCUGGAUGGAAAGCUUCAUAUUUCUACGGUCAUUUUGGAUCAUAAUCAUACAUUAAGUCCACAUAAAUCUCGGUUAUUUAGAUGCAACAAAAGGUUGGACUUGCAUGCGAAGCGAAGGCUUGAGUUGAAUGACCAAGCUGGAAUACGAGUGAACAAGAACUUCAAUUCUCUUGUUGUGGCAGCGGAUGGUCAUGAAAAUCUGACUUUUGGUGAGAAAGAAUGCCGCAAUUAUCUAGAGAAAACAAGAAGGUUGAAACUAGGAAGUGGUGAUGCUGAGGCCGUUCGUGACUAUUUUAUAAAAAUGCAGUCAGACAAUCCAAACUUUUUUAGUGUGAUGGAUGUUGAUGAUGAAUCCCGACUUAGGAAUGUCUUUUGGGCUGAUGCAAGAAGUAGAGCAGUUUAUGACUCCUUUGAUGACGUUAUAACUUUUGACACGACAUACUUGGUGAACAAAUAUGAUAUGCCAUUUGCUUCCUUUGUUGGAGUGAAUCAUCAUGGACAAUCUGUGUUGCUAGGAUGUGCUUUAUUAUCAAAUGAAGAUACUCCCACAUUUGUUUGGUUAUUUCAAGCAUGGCUGACAUGUAUGUCAAAUCGUCAACCAAGAGCUAUUGUUACCGAUCAAGCAAAAGCAAUUCAGAACGCGGUAGAAAUAGUUUUUCCAGAUGCUCGAUAUAGGUGGUGUUUGUGGCAUAUAAUGAAGAAGCUACCUGAGAAGUUAGGUGGAUAUGAGGAAUAUGAGUACAUCAAGACUGCAAUUGGGAAAGCAGUUUAUGAUUCGUUAACAAUUACAGAUUUUGAAAGUUCUUGGAUGCGGUUGCUUGAGAGGUAUAAUAUUGCUGAUAAUGAAUGGCUUAAAGGGCUCUAUGACAAUAGGCACCGUUGGGUUCCAGCAUUUGUGAAAGAUGCCUUUUGGGCAGGCAUGUCCACUACACAACGUAGUGAGAGUAUGCAUGCCUUCUUUGAUGGGUAUGUUAAUGCCAAGACAACAUUAAAACAUUUUACUAGUCAAUAUGAGAAUGCUCUUCGUGAUAAAGUUGAGAAGGAGAUACUUGCUGAUUUUAGUUCUUUCCAUUCAACCAUACCUUGUAUCACACACUUUGACAUUGAGAAGCAGUUUCAAGCAGUCUAUACAAAUUCGAAGUUCAAAGAGUUUCAAGAGGAGCUAGCACACAUGCUGUAUUGUGACCGGAACUUUAUACAAAAAGAAGGGGCGAUAGAAACGUUCAAAAUAAUCGAGGAUGUGCUAAUUGACAAAGAUGAAGGAUGGAGAAAAGAUUAUGUGUACCAUGUAUAUUUCAAUGCGGAAGAGUUCGAAGUUAAGUGUUCAUGUCGCCGUUUUGAGUUCAGAGGUAUUAUCUGUAGGCAUGUGUUAUGUGUGCUGACUCACAAGAAAAUCAAGCAGGUUCCUUCACAGUACAUCCUUGAUCGUUGGAGAAAACAUGUGAAAAGAAAGCACAACUUUAUUCGGUGCACAUAUGGUGGCAUGGAUUCCACUCCUGUUGCAAAACGUUUUGACAAGUUGUGCAAUAUUUUUUUCCCAGUUGCAGAGCUAGGCGCCAUGUCAGAGGAUUCAUGCAAUUCUUUAAUUGAACAAAUCCGCAGUCUGAAAAUUGAACCAUCUAGUAACUCAAGUUCUGAGAAUAAUAAGGAGCAGCAUGGUACACAGGAAGAUGCACCUUCUAAUGGGGAGAAUACAAGUAAGGCCAUAUUAAGUCCUAUAGCCGUUAGAUGUGCCGGACGUCCUCCUUCAGUGAGAAAAGAAUCUAAGGUUGAUAAGCUUAUUCGUCAAGCAAGAGAAAAGAAGAAGAAAACUGAACAACGAGAGAAGAAGAAAGCUGCACAAAAGGAGAAGAAGGAAGCUGAAAAAAAGGAAUCUUUUGAAUUGGGCACUAGUUCUGGUAGCAUAAAUCCAACUAUUAAAACUCCACUCCCAUAUGGAACAUCUGAGGGAUUAGUUAACUUGGAUAUUAGUAGAUUUGACAUGAAUGCAACCAUGCAAGCUGCAGUACCAUAUGGAGCAAUUCAGGAAUCAUUUGAAAUUGGCAUUAGCAACAUAAAUCCAACAAUGACGGCUGCAUUACUGCCUGGAGGUUCAGCGCCUGUUGUUAUGCCUCCGAUUCUAGGAAAAUAUACAAGCAUGUUGUUUCAAGUUCAGCAAAACUCUACUGCUCUAUCCAGUUCACCACAAUUACAUUAUACUGAAAUCAGAGAGCCCAACGAUGCGAUGGAUCAGAGUUAG
Messenger RNA from Lolium rigidum, 2625 nucleotides. Its product is annotated as protein FAR1-RELATED SEQUENCE 4-like. Bases 1 to 2625 code for a protein of 874 amino acids. Gene Ontology annotation, molecular function: zinc ion binding. NCBI's taxonomy places the organism in Eukaryota, Viridiplantae, Streptophyta, Magnoliopsida, Poales, Poaceae. The record is from RefSeq and is a predicted model, not a curated record. The transcript has 4 exons. Gene Ontology annotation, biological process: regulation of DNA-templated transcription.